UGGUUUGGCUGCCAGGGUUCUCAAGUUCAGUUCACAACCACAACUCAAUGUGCGUAUCCAAGGAGUCCAGCAUUGGGUCUUGGUUUGACCGCGGCUGUUUCGCUGAUGCUGGCUCAAGUAAUCAUUAACAUCGCUACUGGUUGCAUAUGUUGUCGAGGAAGCCCUCACUCAUCUCAUUCCAACUGGACUCUAGCUUUAGUCUGCUUUUUCGUUUCAUGGUUCACCUUUGUGGUGGCAUUUCUCCUGCUGCUAACUGGAGCUGCACUGAAUGAUCAACACGGUGAACAGAGCAUGUACUUUGGCAACUACUACUGCUACGUUGUGAAGCCUGGAGUGUUUGCUGGAGGUGCAUUGCUGGCCCUUGCCAGCGUGACCCUCGGAAUCUUGUAUUACCUCGCUCUAAAUUCUGCAAAGAGUGGUGGCAGUGGCAGCUUCUUAUGGGGUGGCCAUCAUCCUCCCACAACAACUGGUCCUAUGAAUAACAGUGGGAUAGCUAUGGGACAACCCCAAUUUCCGGCGCAAAGCAGCAGCACCACCACCCAAGAUCCAGUUUUCGUGCAUGAAGACACCUACAUGAGAAGGCAAUUCACAUGAUUUUGGGAAGCUCUGUGAGGGAGAGCUGGUUUCUUGUUGUAUUCGAGGAUGAAAUGUGUAGAGGAGCUGUAUAGUUUGGCAAUCUUGUGUCUAUCAGGACUUGUUUGUGAGGACGAAGAAAUGCUUGGUUGGUUCGAGUAUUUUUUUACUUAAAAAAUGAGUUUGAGUU
Messenger RNA from Linum tenue, 763 nucleotides. Lineage: Eukaryota; Viridiplantae; Streptophyta; Magnoliopsida; Malpighiales; Linaceae. The record is from the annotation of a GenBank genome assembly.